Annulohypoxylon maeteangense is the source of this 3093-nucleotide messenger RNA. RefSeq lists its product as uncharacterized. The coding region runs from base 380 to 2932 and encodes 850 amino acids. The transcript has 3 exons. NCBI's taxonomy places the organism in Eukaryota, Fungi, Ascomycota, Sordariomycetes, Xylariales, Hypoxylaceae. The record is from RefSeq and is a predicted model, not a curated record. Gene Ontology annotation, cellular component: fungal-type vacuole membrane.
CGUACCUCGAAGCAUGGUUGUGUUGGCUUCGCCUCAGCAAGAGCGCUGGAGCCCUGUCUCAGCUUGGCUGCUUGGGUGUGGGUCGUAGUGUUGUCAGUUCCAAGGUUGAAUGACGACGACUGCCUUCCUCACUGCCUACUUCAUCAACUUUAAAACUGCCCAAGCUACUACCUAUUGAUUAUUUCAACCUGACUCCAUCAUUUCUUUAUCACAAUCAUUUUUAUCAUACAUCCUACAUAUGAUGAAACAUUGAAUUGUUUGAUAAAUCAAUGAUGUCUGCGUCUCCUUCCUAGUCGACCAGUCUUUCAUUAUUCGCGAAUGUGUCAUCUUUUAUUCAUUAAUAUCUCAACAUAGCCAUUUCACAUUUUCAUCAAUCACCAUGCCGGAAGAAGAAUCAUCGCCCUUACUCUCUGCUGCGAUGAAGGGGAAAAAGGCAUCUGACGACCGCGCCAGCUCUAGCGAGUCAACUCCGCUCCUGUCGAAUUCUACCGAUACCCCGCGUUACGAUGGAACCGCCGACGAGCACGAUGGAGACGACGCUGUUUCUACCCACUCUCAACCUGCCGGAUCAACGGAAUCUUCUCGUUCGAACCGGAAGUCUUGGAGAUGGGCAUCGUGGAUAGCGAUGGGCCUUCUCGGAGUACUUGUCAUUGCUAUUAUUAUUCUUGCAUUCAUCGUUCCCGAAGCAGUUCAAGAGUAUGCCCAACAAGCUACCGUUAUCGAACCCACAAAUCUUGCCCUCGAAUCUAUUACAACGAACGGAGUUCGAGCUCGUGUACAAGCCAAUUUCCACCUAGACGGGUCAAGAGUCAGCAAUGAUCAUGUGCGAAGAGUAGGGAGGGCCGCUACGUGGGUAGCGUAUCAACUUGAGAGCGCCCAGACGAAGGUCGAUGUACGCCUUCCCGACUAUAAUAACGUGCUGCUUGGAAGCGCUGUUAUCCCAUCUCUUCUGAUAAACUUGCGAGAUGGUUAUGUCACCAAUUUUGAUUUCGUUACGGAGAUAUCACCUGGAGAUGUGGACGGUAUCCGUAUAAUCGCGAACGAGUGGCUAGAAGGCAGAUUGGAUCAAUUGCGCCUGAAUGGAGCGGCUGAUCUUAGUCUUAAAUCCGGCUUCAUCCCUCUCGGAACUCACGCCAUCUCUGAGUCGCUUGUAUUUGAAGCCAACAAGAUUCCUGCAAUGCCAAAGUAUAAUAUCACUCGUUUUAACGUCGAGGACGGACCGAUAAAUGGAUCAAUGCUAGCUGAUGUAUCCUUGACUGCGCUGAACGAAUAUCCGGUCGAACUUGAUAUACCCGAACUUGCGUUUGAUCUUUUAGUACCCGGUUGUGCUAUUUCGGAUCAGUCUAUCCUAGUGGCACAGGCGGCCACGAGUGACAUCCAUGUUCACCCUCAUUCUGAAGUUGAAGCGGAUGUCAAGGCUGUGAUCCGCGAACUACCUGACACUUUAACCCAUGUUUGCCCGGAUUCCACUUCGUCGCCACUGGAUAAUCUGCUCCGACAGUAUAUGCAUGGCGAGCCUGCGACUUUCUUCGUUCGUGGGAGCCAACAUCCAGAUGGUGAUACACCAAAAUGGAUUGCAGACAUAUUAUCAAGCGUUACCGUUCCUGUCCCGUUUCCUGGGAGAACUUUGGAUGGCUUGAUUAGAAAUUUUUCAUUAACAGAUGUUCACUUUUCCCUACCGAAUCCAAACGCCGGCCCCGAUGACCCAGACUCCAACCCAAUGGUUUCGGGCAAUAUUCUAGUUACAGCAGACGUCCCUUCUGAGAUGAAUUUUGGCAUCGACGUAACCGAUGUUCGUGCCACGGCAGACGUGCUUUAUAAAUCAAAGAAAUUAGGAGAGCUUAACUUGCAAAAAUGGCAAGCCGCUAAUUCCACUAGAGUUAAAGGCACGGGGGACCAAGGUCCUAUGCUCAAGAUCCAAUCUCAAAUCAUCGACGCGCCCCUUAACGUAACCGACGGGGCUGUUUUUACCAGUGUUGUCCAGGCAUUGCUAUUCGGCAGUGCCCCUAUCCGCCUACAUGUCAACGCCUUAGUUGAUAUCAAGGUGCAGACCACGUUAGGUAACCUCACGCUAAAGGAGGUACCUGCGGAGGGCAAAAUACCAGUAAAACCCCUCCCGAAGGGCACUAUUGGCAGUAUCGUUCCAAAAGUCGGGUCGCUACGGAUUCUAGACACGACAUCGGAUUCAAUCACAUUGCAAGCCUUGGUCAAUGUCACGAACCCAACGCCGUAUACAGCCCAUGUGCCGUAUGCCAAUGUUCACGUUCUUCAUAAUGGAUCGGUCCUCGGAAGUGCCACGGUAGAAAAUCUGGAUGUCGUGAAAGGGCCUAAUUCUAACCUGCUCGUCACUGCGAAAUGGAAUCCGCCGAUGGGUGGUGACCACGGCCGAAGAAUUGGUCGAGAUCUAAUAUCACAAUAUUUAUCGGAUUGGAAUACAAGUAUCACCAUAAGACCUCAUCGGCAUAGCAUCCCGGGUCAGCGCAUUAUCAGCGAUGCUUUGUCGAAGUUUAAUAUGACCUUUGUCGCUCCUAGACUAGAUCUGCCUGGCGAUAUAUCCGAGGAAAAGUCUCACUUUAUUAGAGAUGCCACAUUCCACCUCUUUUCGUCGACUGCUACAUUUACGCUUGUUUCGCCACUGCACUUUAAUACUUUAUACUUAGACUUCGUCAAUGCUACAGCAUUAUACAACCACACGGAACCGAUUGGGCAAAUUGUAUACGACUUACCAUUCUCGGCGCCUCCUGGUAAGUCGGUGACACCGAAGUUACCUGUUGACUGGUCACUCGACUCAGUGGGUUACGAUGCCAUCAGGAAGGCCAUCGGCGGGACGUUAAAGCUGGACGCAUAUGCCAACGUCGACAUGCGCCUAGGAAAUUGGAAAGAGUCGUUAUGGUACUCAGGCAAAGGCAUUGGUGCUAGCAUACAGUUGUAAUGUUUGACAAUUCGAGGGCUGGCGUUUCAAAAGGUACUGGCAGGCGGGUUUUCAAGACGGACUGGGUCGGAACGGCGCAAUUUGUUAUUUCGUGGUGAAGAUAGUAUGAGAAUCUUUAUGGAAUAUAUAUAUCGCAUAUACAUAUCUGAUAUCAUUUGGCG